AAUUUAAUGGUGGUAGCAAUUAAUGUAGACAGCUCGAGAAGUCAAAGCCUUUGUUCUUCUGUUUAAUUACUUGGCCUUUCUUUCUUUCUUUCUUCUGCUUACUUGGGUACUGGUUCUUGUGAUGGAGAAUCUGCUGGGACUUCUUCGUAUUCGGGUUCAGAGAGGCAUUAAUCUUGCCGUACGUGACUCCUUAAGCAGCAGCGACCCUUAUGUCGUCGUCACCUUUGGCGAACAGAAAUUGAAGUCUCGUGUGGUAGAUAAUAACCUCAAUCCUGAGUGGAACGACGCACUGACUCUUUCUGUCAAAGAUCUCGAUGUUCCUAUCACUCUGACAGUUUAUGACAAAGACAUAUUAACGUCUGAUGACAAAAUGGGUGAUGCCGAGAUAGACAUAAAACCAUAUGUUGAGUGUGUGAGGGGUGGCUUGGAAAACCAGCCAAAUGGUUUUGUAGUAAAGAAAAUUCAGCCAAGCAAGACAAACUGCCUUGUAGAGGAGAGUAUUUGUGUUUGGGAGGGUGGAAAAAUUGUGCAGGAAAUGCGUCUGAGACUCAGAAAUGUGGAGUGUGGUGAAGUGGUGAUCCAACUUGAGUGGAUUGAUCUUCCAGGUAGUGAAGCUAUGUCAACUGCAUGAGAGCUAAUUAAAUGUAAGCGCUCAGAAAUAAAAGGAUAUAUAUAAAUAUAUAUAUAUAUAUAUAUAUAUAUAUGUCGCUGCUGCAUGGUACAGUAUUAUGAAUUCAGGGUCAAGCUAUUUUAUAUCAAGGGAGCUGGUUGAAAUGCGUUUGAUGUAUUUCUGAUAAUCGAAAGCUUGUCUGCAAUAUUUAGACUUUAGAGUA
Molecule: messenger RNA, 833 nt
Organism: Juglans microcarpa x Juglans regia
Lineage: Eukaryota; Viridiplantae; Streptophyta; Magnoliopsida; Fagales; Juglandaceae
Product: protein C2-DOMAIN ABA-RELATED 7-like
Exons: 4
Coding region: 122-631 (169 amino acids)
Source: RefSeq, a predicted model, not a curated record